CAUCUCGCCGGGAGAACACAUAACGCUGGAUUUGAAAUGUCAUCAUGAAGGAUGACAGAGGAAAUUGAACAGCGGUAGCAGCCUGGCUGUGUUUCAUCAUGUGACGGUGUUCAAACGGUACAGCUAUGUGUUCAGAGUUACCGGUAACAUUACAGCCGUGAACAGGUUCAGUGAACACACCGUGACAGCACUCAAACCGAAAACAACACCGAGAAUGGAGAAGUGUCCCGAACACCCGCCGCUGUUCACCUUCGGUGUGAUAGCGGACAUUCAGUACGCAGACCUGGACGACGGCUACAACUUCACCCGGACCCGGCGGCGGUACUACCGGAGCAGUCUGCAGCUGUUAAAAAACGCUCUGGAGAGCUGGAGAGAGUCGGCGGUGAAACCGAAGUUCAUCCUCCAGCUCGGAGACAUCAUCGACGGCUUCAACAAGAGUCACGACGCCUCAGACCAAGCUCUAGACACGGUCCUGACAGAGUUCAGCUCCGGGCCCGCGGAGGUCCACCAUGUGUGGGGUAACCACGAAUUCUAUAACUUCAGUCGGAGUGCGCUGCUGCGUUCAAGGCUCAACAGUACUCUACACUCCGACGGGAUCCUGAACGCAGCGCCAGCUGACAGUGAGAUCUACGCGUACAGCUUCAGUCCGGUACCCGGGUUCAUCUUCGUGGUUCUGGACGGGUAUGAUGUGGGUCUGCUGGGCAGAGAGGAGAGCAGUCAGCAGUACAAAGACUCUCUGAGUCUCAUUAGACAGCAUAACCCCAACAAAGACCUCAACAGCCCAGUGUUUAAAGGUUUGGAGGAGAGAUAUACGAUGUUUAAUGGAGGCUUCAGCAAAGUUCAGCUGGACUGGCUCGAUUCUGUUCUGUCCUCAGCUGAUGAAAAACAGGAGAAAGUCACAAUCGUCAGUCAUCUCCCAGUCCACCCUCGCUCCACCACACCCAUCUGCCUCGCCUGGAACUACGACGAGCUGCUGUCCGUCAUCCGCUCCCAUAGUUGCGUGGUGUGCUUCAUGGCCGGACACGACCACGACGGAGGAUACCACAGGGACAAAAAUGGGGGGGUACACCACCUGACCGUACAGGGCGUCGUAGAAACUCCACCAGACGGCAACGCCUUCGCCACUGUCUCCGUGUAUGAGGACAAGAUGGAGCUGAAAGGAUGCGGGAGGGUCAGGGACCGAGUGUUUGAGUUCCCACAGAACGAAGGCAACAUAACAAAAGCAAUGACAGAUUUACAGAUUAAUUGAUGGUGAAGGAAAUAUUUGAGGAAUAUCUUUUGAUUUAGAGACAGAGUGCUAAAUCCAUGUGGGUCUCGGCAUUAUUUAAAGAGGUUCAGGGAUUAUAGACCCCGGAAAAAAACAUUCACAAUGAAGACUCUGCUGUACACCAGAGCUGGGCGAUAAAUGGAUUUAAUCCGAUAAUUUACAUUAAUGGAGAACAGUUAUAAUUUGAUUUACUGUAAUGUGCCCACAUUAGGAAGCUGCCGUCACUUUCCCGAGCGUCUGUGUUCAAAGUGAAGUUGAGUAAUUCGACGUAUUCACAGUGUCAUUGAAUGAACGUAAAACAACUUACUGAUGAAGCAGCUGCAGUACGUGCACGAAGAUCACGUGAUAUAAACGUCAUCAUUUCUCUACUUAGCUUGCAGUGAUUUUUUCUGACUUCGUACCGGCUGCAUUCUCACCUUAAGUUAUUGUCUUCUUGUAAAAGUUUGACAAAGAGGCUGGUCAGACAAUUCCGGGUGAAGUCAGGAUGUAGAAUUUAGUUGUUUGCGUUCACACAUGCAGCUCACCCUGGGAGUUUCUGCAGACUUUCAGGAGUUAAGUGCAUGUGUAAAAAGAGCCUUUUUGUGAAAUCCUGUUACAGUUCAUCCUAAUCUGAGAGUUUUCUUCAGCUGCAGGUCAAAAGUCAGCAUAAGUUUAAACAAAAGUGAUAAUAUAUGCGUUUCUGAAAAAGCUUCUUCAGUCUGACGGCCUCCUGAAUAAAACCGGUCUGUUCUAAUCUUCAUGCAACUUUAACAGAGACGAACAGGUGUAAGGGAAAGUGUGUGUAUGAAACUGAGAGCUUCAUUAGACUGACAGCUCAGAGUCACCUGAAGCGGCCAAAAAUUCAUUCGGAUUUUAAGUUCUGAUGUUUUGUUUGAAAUCUAAACUUUGAUUUUGUUGUCCAGCUCUACUGUAGACAACCUUCUGUGUCCACUACUUACUUUAUUAUGUGUAAACUUAGAGUUUAUAUUCUCUCUACCAAAGAUGUGAAUGUUUGGAAAGGUAGAAUACUGACGACUCUUCUGAAACACAACCACACUUUGUGUUUUUAAACGCAGUGUGUCAUGACACUUUACCUCAACAAAAAAAGAAGCUUUUAUUUUUUUAUCCUGAUGAAGAGGGAGAUAAUUCUUCUACAUAGAUUUUGAUUUAAUCUGGAGGUUGAAUGAUAUAUAUAUAUUUUAAAUUGAGAUUAUUUUCUAUUGCUGCCUUUUUUUGAGGUGAUGCAGCACUAAUUUGUAUUUAUUCUUUUAUUUUCUGAGGGAUGUAAUGAGCAGUGUUAAAUGAAUUAUAUUGCAAGUGAACAUGUUUUACAAUGUAAAACUAUGCAAUGGGUAAUAAAAAAAAACUGAAUACCAGAA
Notolabrus celidotus (New Zealand spotty) is the source of this 2625-nucleotide messenger RNA. It is a transcript of the gene adprm, whose product is annotated as ADP-ribose/CDP-alcohol diphosphatase, manganese-dependent. The record is from RefSeq and is a predicted model, not a curated record. The transcript has 3 exons. Gene Ontology annotation, molecular function: ADP-ribose diphosphatase activity; CDP-glycerol diphosphatase activity; 2',3'-cyclic-nucleotide 2'-phosphodiesterase activity. The coding region runs from base 215 to 1249 and encodes 344 amino acids. Lineage: Eukaryota; Metazoa; Chordata; Actinopteri; Labriformes; Labridae.